Messenger RNA from Suncus etruscus (white-toothed pygmy shrew), 1254 nucleotides. RefSeq names its product coiled-coil glutamate rich protein 1 (gene CCER1). The coding region runs from base 1 to 1254 and encodes 417 amino acids. Lineage: Eukaryota; Metazoa; Chordata; Mammalia; Eulipotyphla; Soricidae. The transcript has a single exon. The record is from RefSeq and is a predicted model, not a curated record.
AUGCCUCCAACCCCAGGCCCAUGGAAGAAGAACUCUUUACGCACGGGCAGCCACUGGGCAUCGUCCAAUCCAUGUGCCAACUGGUCUUCAUGUCGCCAAAGGUGCGGGGUCGCCCCGAUGUAUAAGUGUCACUGUAGCUGUGGCCCCAACCUUGGGUAUGAGCCCCCCAGAAAGAAGGUCAAGCAGCAGCAACGCCCUUGGCAUCCUCCUUACUGGGCUAUGUACCCGCCCUGGGGCCGCUGGGCAGGGCCCUGGUACCCUCUUCCUGCCGCUGCCUUCCAGAAGGGCCCUGCCCGCCUGCCUGUCAUCUGGCAGUGUGGUCCCCACCCAUUCUGCUGUUGCCACUGCCCAUGCUGGAGAGGGCCUGGCAUUGGGGGCUGGAGACGAGCCCCUGGUAGGAAGAAGCGCUGGGGUCGUCGGGCACGGGGACUGAGCCAUCCCCCACAACAACGCUGCCCGCCGAACCCGCCCAUGGACCCCAGCAAGAUGGUACUGCAGUCGGUCAACAUGUGCGGGUGGCAGGUACCAGGCUUGCAGGCACCGCGCAAUACCACCCAGUUCAUCAUGGACCAGAUCUAUGAAGACAUGCGUGAGCAAGAGGAGCUGGAGAAGCAGCAGGAAGCUGAGCGGGCACAGCGGGGUGUAGAAGAAAGUCAGCUCCCUGCAGGAGACAGGGAGGAGAAUGAGGAAGAGCUGGAAAGUUUGUUUGGCUUCCUACAAGAGCCUUCCCUUGUCUACAGCCCUGACCCCAACUGGGUUGCCCAGUCCCCCAAAGUACUGCAAGAGGAGGAAACAGAAGAGAAAGGAAUGGAGGAAGAGCAGGGGGAGGGUGGUGAUGAGCAUAAACAGUACUGCGAAGAUUGCAAUGGGGAGGAAGAUGAAAUUGAAGAGGAGGAAGAGCAAGAGGAGGGUGGAGAAGCAGAGGAGGAGGUUGGAGAGGCAGAAGCUCAAGAACAAGAUGAGGUUGGAUAUGGAGAUGCUGACUUAAUGGAAGAGGAGGAAGAGGAGUUUGAAGAGGAAGAGACUGAAGAAGAGGAGGAUCUGGAGGAGGUAGAGGAGGAGAAGGAAGAGGAUGAAGAGAAGAAGCUGACAGUGGAAGAGAAUCAUUUGCCUCUGGAAAUGCCGUUAUCAAUCCUAGUUGGGUCUGAAGAAGAGAGAGAUAACUAUAUAAACUGUACUUAUUUUAGCCCAGAAAAAAUGCUUCAAAAAGUGGCACAGGACCCAUUUUUCACCGUACCGGACAUUAACUUUUAG